Messenger RNA from Penicillium soppii, 306 nucleotides. RefSeq lists its product as uncharacterized. Bases 1 to 306 code for a protein of 101 amino acids. The transcript is spliced from 2 exons. NCBI's taxonomy places the organism in Eukaryota, Fungi, Ascomycota, Eurotiomycetes, Eurotiales, Aspergillaceae. The record is from RefSeq and is a predicted model, not a curated record.
AUGACCGAGCUUCAGGCAAAUCUUGAGAGCUACGGCCGAGCACGCAGAUCUACCAUUUCUAUCCAAAAGCGUUUCGCCCGGAUCAGUCUCCCAGCAACCAUCUCCCCGUCUCCAUGCUCCCUCCACUCUUUGCAGCAGAACACAAUGUCUCCCAAUGGGCUGUCGUCCGCAGAGAUCCAAGCCUUAUCCAUGGCUCUGUUCACGCGCAUAGCGUGCGUGCGGAUCAUGGGAGGCUUGUGUAAAUUCAUGCCGUUGUCCGUCCUGGAUCUUCCGCACUGGGCAUGGCUCAUGUGUAUUCAUCACUGA